AGUUAGGCUGAUAGGGCUAAUCAGAUCGACAGCGAUCGUCCGGCCAGAUGGCCACAGUGUCCUGGCUGAAAGAUAGAUACAUCGCGAGGCCAGCCCGCGACCGGAGCUGCCGGUCUGUGACGUCCAACUGGACGGGGAGGAGCCCAUGACUGGACAGGCAACGGAUUCCGGAACGCGGCAGCUGGUCGUGCACCUCCGCUCCAGGAGACAUAAAGCAAAGCAACUAGACCCUGUCCCCCAUUCCGGACGGGCCCCCACCUCGGUCUUUCCUCUUCCCCCCGUGCUGUCGACGCCGCCGCCACUCCGCUUGUUCCUUCUACCUUUGCGCCCCGCCGUCGAUCGUCGCCAUGUCCACCGCCGAUCUCGUCCUUAACUUUCAGCUCUCUAGCAACCCGAACGCCGACCCGCGUACUCUGCAGGUAGUACAAGUUGUCGAUGAAUCGCAGAACACGACAGCGCUAUACAAGUUUCACCAUCCUAACACGGGUCUAACCACUGGCGUUACGUCGAUACAAAGAAUAAACGUCGAGACGCAAGUGUGGGAGAAUGCGGGACAGAUAGAAUGGACUUCCAACACCAGCGGGGCAGUAUAUUUCGGCGUCGAGAGGGUCUCAAUACGCGAACUGCGAAAACCGAAGAAAUCGUCCAGCAAGUCACGCAGGUUCAAGGUGAACAACGCCGAAUACAAGUGGAAGCUCGCCGAGAACGGUACGGACAUGAUUUGCGUCAGCGACAACCUGGGCAAUCGCGGGAAGCAGAUCGCGCUGUGGACGCAGGACACGCUCACCCUGCGCGUCGCGGAGCGUGCCGAGGGCUUCCUGGACCGGGUGGUUGUGACGUGCUUCCUUCACCUCUGGUUCAGGCGCUACAACAUCUGGUAGCGUCAGUCGAGAGCCAGAUUGGCAGCAGAUCCCGGGCCCCGGACGCAGAUCUUCUCCCCAGGGGAAUCGCGGGGCCAGCUGAUAGGGAUCCCCAGCUGCUUUGUCCGUCCGUGACGUUGCUUCGGAGGUAUCGCCGGCAGUGGGAAGGCGGAGGGAGGGGGAAGAGGGGGAGACGCUACAUGCGGACUGAUAGCGAAUUGUGUUCGAGAUUGGUCAGCUGCUCACAGUGCUGUUAGUCAAUGCUUGCUUUGCUCGCGAUGUUCUCUUAUUGUUACCGCUUUCGUCGUAGUGCCUGACGUAGAGUACGCAUGACCCGGUCUAA
Dichomitus squalens LYAD-421 SS1 is the source of this 1203-nucleotide messenger RNA. RefSeq lists its product as uncharacterized. NCBI's taxonomy places the organism in Eukaryota, Fungi, Basidiomycota, Agaricomycetes, Polyporales, Polyporaceae. The transcript is spliced from 5 exons. The record is from RefSeq and is a predicted model, not a curated record. Bases 348 to 881 code for a protein of 177 amino acids.